Molecule: messenger RNA, 3596 nt
Organism: Spinacia oleracea (spinach)
Lineage: Eukaryota; Viridiplantae; Streptophyta; Magnoliopsida; Caryophyllales; Amaranthaceae
Product: suppressor of RPS4-RLD 1
Exons: 24
Coding region: 159-3236 (1025 amino acids)
Biological process (GO): negative regulation of DNA-templated transcription
Molecular function (GO): protein binding
Source: RefSeq, a predicted model, not a curated record
CUGACGUCACGCCCUCAAUCCAUUUUCACUCGAUCUCCUCCUUCCUUACCCACUUCAACACAAUUUCAUUACCUUUUCCUCCCAUUUUUUUUGUAAUUUAUUUAUAUCUAUGCUGCAACGAAGAGAGAGGAAUUUACUGAUUUCUCUCGCAAUCGUCAAUGGCGUCGGAGAGAGUGGAGAUUGCGAAGCUCUGUAGCUCUCGAAACUGGUCCAAAGCUAUUCGCAUUUUUGAUUCUCUCCUUGCUCGUUCUUCCACUGUUCAAGACCUCUGCAAUCGAGCGUUCUGUUACAGUCAAUUGGAGCUCCAUAAGCAUGUAAUUAAGGAUUGCGAUCGCGCGCUUGAAAUUGAUCCGUGUCUUCUUCAAGCUUACAUUCUUAAAGGUCAUGCUUAUUCUGCCUUGGGAAGAAAAGGUGAUGCUGUGUUAUACUGGAAGCAAGGUUAUGACGUUGCUCUUAAUCAGUCUGCAGAUUUGAAACAAUUGUUAGAAUUGGAAGAGCUUCUUGUAAAGGAAAACACAAACGGAAGUAAUCAAGAAGAGCAUAGUAAUGGGUCAUCUGCACCAUUAACUGUGUUAGAACGACAUAGUAUAUGUGAAAUUGAAACUGCAAAGGAUCCUAAUAAGUUAAGGGUUGACUCUGAAAUCAGCAGUGAGUCAGACCAUGUGUCUGAGGUUCAAAGCAAAUUGGUUCCUGAAUGUCAUCGGCAAAAUGGGCCAGUGGAAAAGAUAAAGGAAACGAAGAAAUUUGACAGCAAGCCUAAUGGUACUUAUAAAAAAUUGAGCAGUGAGUUGGAAUCACUCAACAAACCUAGUGAAGAACCACGCAAUAAAGUUAAUACAUCUAAGGUUUCCAACAAGUUGAAUAAUAAGAAUUCUGAAGAAUUUGAGGGUAGUGAUGCUGUUAAGAAGAACCAGAAAGUUUGUGUUGCUAGGAUUUCAAAAACGAAGUCUAUAAGCCUAGACUUUCGAUUAUCAAGAGGGAUAGCAGAGGUUAAUGAGGGAAGGUACACAUAUGCUAUAUCAAUUUUUGAUCAAAUACUGAAAGAGGAUCCAAAUUAUCCAGAGGCAUUGAUUGGAAGAGGGACAGCGUAUGUUUUCCAACGAGAACUUGAUGCAGCAAUUGCUGAUUUUACCAAGGCUAUUGAUACAAAUCCAUCUGCUGGUGAGGCAUGGAAACGCAGAGGACAAGCUCGAGCUGCUUUAGGAGACUCUGCUGGGGCUAUUGGUGACUUGUCUAAGGCAUUGGAGUUUGAGCCCAAUUCUGCUGACAUACUGCACGAGAGGGGUAUCGUUUAUUUUAAGUUCAAGGAUUUUGGUGCAUCUGUGAAAGACCUUUCUACUUGUGUUAAAUUUGACAGAGACAAAAAAUCUGCAUACACUUAUUUGGGUCUGUCCUUCUCAUCGAUUGGUGAGUACAAGAAAGCAGAGGAGUCACAUUUGAAGGCGCUCCAAUUUGACUGUGAUUUUCUUGAGGCGUGGACUCAUCUAACCCAGCUUUAUCAAGAUUUGGCAAACACAUCUAAGGCUUUUGAAUGCCUCACACGAGCUCUAGAGAUUGAUGGAAGGUAUGCGAAAGCAUAUUACUUGCGAGGACUGCUUCAUCAUGGAAUGGGAGACCACAGGAAUGCCAUCAAGGAUAUAUCCAUGGCUCUUAAUAUCGAGAGCUCAAAUGUGGAAUGUCUUUAUUUAAGAGCAUCUUGUCACCAUGCCUUAGGGCAGCUCAAAGAAGCGGUCAAAGACUAUGAUGCUGCUCUAGAUUUGGAGUUAGAUUCUAUGGAGAAAUUUGUGCUUCAGUGCCUUGCAUUUUACCAGAAGGAAGUAGCACUUUAUACAGCAUCGAAAUUAAACAGUGAGUUUUGCUGUUUUGACAUUGAUGGCGAUAUUGAUCCCCUCUUUAAGGAGUACUGGUGCAAAAGAUUGCACCCCAAGGAUGUAUGUGAAAAGGUCUACAGGCAACCUACAUUGCGGGACUCCCUGAAAAAGGGUAAGCUCAGGAAGCAAGAUUUGGCUAUGACGAAGCAGAAGACUUCUCUUAUCCAUGCUGCAGAUUCCAUUGGACAAAAGAUUCAAUACAAUUGUGCAGGCUUCUUGCCCAACAGGCGUCAGCAUCGAAUGGCGGGAUUGGCUGCUAUUGAAAUUGCCCAGAAAGUUUCAAGGGCCUGGCGGGCUUUGCAAGCAGAAUUGAAGAAUACUGGUAAAGGGACUGGAAAAUAUGGCAGGAGAGCUCGGAAAAAGGAAACUGUAAAUUUUCCCAGUCAGAACAGAGGUGGUCCUUGUUGCAGUACUAGUAGCUCAUCAGACCCUUCAACUUCAUAUGGAAUUUUGGAAGAUAGGCCAGCUGCUCGAGCGAUGAUGUCAUGGCAAGAUGUGUAUUCCUUGGCUGUAAAGUGGAGACAAAUCUCAGAACCUUGUGAUCCUGUUGUGUGGAUCAACAAGUUGAGUGAAGAGUUCAAUGCUGGUUUUGGGUCCCAUACUCCACUCAUUCUAGGACAAGCAAAAGUUGUCCGCUAUUUCCCUAACUUCAACAGAACCCUUGAUGCUGCCAAGGCUGCAAUAAAGGAAAAGAAAUAUGCAUGCAGCAAGGCAGAUGCUGUUAUCAACUUAUCUGACAACAGAAAAUUGCAAGAUAUUAUGCUUGCGGAUACCUGCUCUGAUCUUCACAAAAGUGUUGGCGAGGACUUUUGGGUGUCUACAUGGUGCAGAAGUAUGGCAUCUGAGGGCAAGCAGUUGGAGGGGACAAGAAUCACCCUUCUGAAAUCGGGAGAACGUGGAUUUGAUUUUGCCAUAAGAACGCCUUGUACACCUUCUAGAUGGAAUGAGUUUGAUAUUGAAAUGGCAACAGCAUGGGAGGCUCUGUGCAAUGCUUAUUGUGGGGAGGCUUAUGGGUCUUCUGAUUUCAAUGCCCUUGAAAAUGUGAGAGAUGCAAUUUUAAGGAUGACAUACUACUGGUAUAAUUUCAUGCCACUAUCCAGAGGUUCUGCUGUGGUCGGGUUUGUAGUUUUGCUUGGAUUGUGUCUUGCAGCAAAUAUGGAGUUCACUGAGAAUGUUCCAGAAGGAUUGCAAGUUGACUGGGAAGCUAUUCUUACUUUCGAUCCUGACUCCUUUAUGGAGUCUGUGAAGAAAUGGUUGUAUCCAAAUCUUAAGGUGACAACAUCUUGGAAAGACUACCCAGAUGUUGCAUCAACCCUUUCAACUACUGGAUCCGUCAUUGCUGCUCUCAGCACUUACAACAACUGAAACCUUUUGAUUUACAAUGAGUGAAAAUGCUUGUGUUCGUUGCUGUGGCAUGUAUUCUCAUGGUGGAAAAAGGAGCCGUGGUUGAGAUUGAUGUAAAACACACCACAAUUGACUGUGGUUGAGCCUUACCUAUUCAUCAUUAUAACUGUUGUAUGUUGUACAUUAAUUUUUCUAUAUUUAAUUUGUUAUUUUCUCAGUUAUAAAAAUUCCCCCAGUAAAUUUCAUACUUGUAUUAAUUCUUUAGGAAUAGUGUUAGUUUGUUCCUGUGUGGGAUGUUCAUUUCCUCCCAACUUUCGGAACCUAUGUGUAUCUUUAAGAAGAUUGCAUAUAUGCUUUGUAUAGAAAAUAAAGGUUUCUUCA